CUGAACAGCGGCCAAUCAGAGCGCUGCAUCGCAGAGGCUGCGCAUGCGUAGAGCCGUACGGCGGAAACCGCGCAGCCGUACGGCGGAAACGGCGCCUAGGCGCGGCGGCGUUUUACCGGCGGCAUGCAGGCGGCCCUGGAGAUCACAGCGCGUUACUGCCGCGACGAGAUGGAGCAGUACGGGCGGUGCGUGGCCGCCAGCCCGGCAUCGUGGCAGCGCGACUGUCACGGGCUGCGCCUCAGCAUUUCCCGCUGCGCCGCCGCGCACCCCAUCGUGCAGCAGAUCCGGCGGGACUGCGCGGGGCCGUUCGCCGCCUUCGAGCAGUGUCUGAAGGAGAACGAAGCCGCCGUCACCAACUGCAGCGACCACGUCAACGCCUUCCUGCUCUGCGCUGACCGGGUGAAGGGCUCGGCCUGAGGAGUUCAAGUUCGUCCUCAGGAGCGAAUGAACAACCUUCCUGUGCUCUGAGUGUGGUCCCAGCGCUUGGCCCGGUUGGGUUUUCCCCUCUGGGAAGUGAAGUUGUGGUUGUCUUGGUUUCCUGGAGUCUGGGCGGCCGUUCCUGGGCCGUCAGCGCCCACGUGCCCUCAACGCCGGGUUUUGUCUGCCCGGUUGCCUCUAAAAACCUUGGGAGUAAAUAAACAACACAACCGUCUCGAAGCGACACACGCGGAUCGGCAGCAGAUGCCUUGAAUAAGAACCAGAAGCUAAAACCAGCCCAGUCUAAAGCCCAGUCUAAAGAACCAGAAGCUAAAAGCAGCCCUUACGUCUAUUUUCGCGGUCUGUUCGUUGACGCUUCCUUCGGUAAUUAAGCACAAUAUUAAAAAACAAACACCCACACACACUUUUCAAGAUCCGAAACCACUCGUGGUUUUUCCCGCUGGUGAUAGAAGCUGCUCCCUGAGCUGGACUGAGGUUUUUUUGACUUAAUCUCCCGCUUCAAAUCAUCCCGCGCAGGUCCCGGUUUUUGGGGGGGUGUGCGGGGUUGUGGUCCCGGCUCUUCUGCUGCUUUAGAACAGCAGAGGGAGUCUUGGAGACGGCAGGAGACACGCGGAUCCCGGAGCAGCGACCGCUCCAUCCACAGCGCGACGGAGACUUUCCGAAGCGGAGGGGGCGCCCGCCUUGUCCUAACAAAGCCCAGCUCUAAGGAGAGGUGGUUUGUGGGCUGGAACUGCCGCAAAACAGAAUUAAAACAAUGCAAGAAAACAA
Molecule: messenger RNA, 1206 nt
Organism: Columba livia (rock pigeon)
Lineage: Eukaryota; Metazoa; Chordata; Aves; Columbiformes; Columbidae
Gene: CHCHD5
Product: coiled-coil-helix-coiled-coil-helix domain containing 5
Exons: 4
Coding region: 124-417 (97 amino acids)
Biological process (GO): cellular respiration
Cellular component (GO): mitochondrial intermembrane space
Source: RefSeq, a predicted model, not a curated record